AUGUGGUGUACGUGGAAGGUGUUGGCAGUUUGCCUGCUGCUGCAAAGCAUUUCAAGGCUAUUCCGUGAACUCAAUUAUGUUUCGUUACCUUAUAAUGAACAAAAUUGCGUAGAUAAUAGAUUGAAGCAAAUGAUGCGCAUAUUGGCAAAAGCAUCAGCUAAAUACGAACGCUGUCUUUCAAUUUGUAGCUUCAAUAAUCCUAAACCACCACCACCACCGCAAUGGACCCCCACUUGGGCACCACCACAAUGGACUCCCACUUGGGCACCACCACAAUGGACUCCCACUUGGGCACCACCACAAUUGACCCCCACUUGGGCACCACCACAAUGGAACUCUACGUGGAGUCCACCUAACUCCACCUGGGCUCCUCCUCAAUGGAACUCAACUUUGGCUCCACCUAAUUCCACCUGGGCACCACCUCAAUGGAACUCUACUUGGGGUCCACCUAACUCCACCUGGGCACCACCUCAAUGGAACUCAACUUUGGCUCCACCUAAUUCCACCUGGGCACCACCUCAAUGGAACUCCACGUUGGGUCCAACCGACUCCACCUGGGCUCCUCCUCAAUGGAACUCAACUUUGGCUCAACCUAAUUCCACCUGGGCACCACCUCAAUGGAACUCCACGUUGGGUCCAACCGACUCCACCUGGGCUCCUCCUCAAUGGAACUCAACUUUGGCUCAACCUAAUUCCACCUGGGCACCACCACAAUGGAACUCCACUUUGGGUCCACCCGACUCCGUCUGGGCUCCACCUAACUCCACUUGGGCACCACCACAAUGGAACUCCACUUUGGGUCCACCGACUCCGUCUGGGUCCACUAACUCCACUUGGGCUCCACAAUGGAACUCCACCUGGGCUUUUCCUUACUCCACUUGGCUCCACCACAAUGGAACUCACCUGGGCUCCACCUAAUCCACCUGGGCACCACCACAAUGGAACUCCACCUGGGCUCCACCUAAUUCCACCUGGGCACCACCACAAUGGAACUCAACUUUAACUCCACCGAAUUCCACUUGGGCACCACAGUGGAACUCAACUUUGGCUCCUCCCAACUCCACCUGGGCUCCACCACAAUGGAACACUACUGUUGCUGGAAAUACAACAGAAGUAUCAAUCAACGCAACAGAGAGUGCACCAACUUCCGUCACUACUGAAAGCAUUACUGAUACUACCAGUCUACUUGGUAUCAAAGAGGCACCACCACAAUGGAACUCUACGUGGAGUCCACCUAACUCCACCUGGGCUCUCCUCAAUGGAAACUCAACUUUGGCUCCACCUAAUUCCACCUGGGCACCACCUCAAUGGAACUCUACUUGGGGUCCACCUAACUCCACCUGGGCACCACCUCAAUGGAACUCAACUUUGGCUCCACCUAAUUCCACCUGGGCACCACCUCAAUGGAACUCCACGUUGGGUCCAACCGACUCCACCUGGGCUCCUCCUCAAUGGAACUCAACUUUGGCUCAACCUAAUUCCACCUGGGCACCACCUCAAUGGAACUCCACGUUGGGUCCAACCGACUCCACCUGGGCUCCUCCUCAAUGGAACUCCACUUGGGCACCACCACAAUGGAACUCCACUUUGGGUCCACCCGACUCCGUCUGGGCUCCACCUAACUCCACUUGGGCUCCACCACAAUGGAACUCCACCUGGGCUUUUCCUUACUCCACUUGGGCUCCACCACAAUGGAACUCCACCUGGGCUCCACCUAAUUCCACCUGGGCACCACCACAAUGGAACUCCACCUGGGCUCCACCUAAUUCCACCUGGGCACCACCACAAUGGAACUCAACUUUAACUCCACCGAAUUCCACUUGGGCACCACCACAGUGGAACUCAACUUUGGCUCCUCCCAACUCCACCUGGGCUCCACCACAAUGGAACACUACUGUUGCUGGAAAUACAACAGAAGUAUCAAUCAACGCAACAGAGAGUGCACCAACUUCCGUCACUACUGAAAGCAUUACUGAUACUACCAGUCUACCUUGGUAUCAAAGAGUCUGGCAAAAGAUUGAAAAUAUUUUCUGAAUAUAAAUAAAAUUUAGCAGUUCUUUGAAAA
Molecule: messenger RNA, 2065 nt
Organism: Bactrocera oleae (olive fruit fly)
Lineage: Eukaryota; Metazoa; Arthropoda; Insecta; Diptera; Tephritidae
Source: RefSeq, a predicted model, not a curated record